This is a messenger RNA of Aedes aegypti (yellow fever mosquito), 1552 nucleotides long. RefSeq names its product cytochrome P450 6A1. The coding region runs from base 1 to 1494 and encodes 497 amino acids. The record is from RefSeq and is a predicted model, not a curated record. Gene Ontology annotation, molecular function: oxidoreductase activity, acting on paired donors, with incorporation or reduction of molecular oxygen; iron ion binding; heme binding. NCBI's taxonomy places the organism in Eukaryota, Metazoa, Arthropoda, Insecta, Diptera, Culicidae. The transcript has 2 exons.
AUGUGGAUUUAUCUACUUCUUCCAAUCCUCACACUAUCGUUCCUGCUCAUCCGAAGGAGAUUCUCCUACUGGCAACGUCAAGGCGUACCGUUCAUUCCGGCGCGUUUUCCAGUUGGAAGUUUCGAUGGCGUUGGCGUCAGAAACCAUCCGUCCCAAUUGCUGGCAAAGUUUUAUAGGCAGAUGAAAGGGCUUCACCCCUUCGUUGGAGUGUACUAUUUUCUACAACCGGUGGUGGUGGUUUUGGAUUUGGAUUUUGCGAAGACCAUUCUGAUUCGAGAUUUUCAGUACUUUCACGAUCGCGGAUUGUAUUACAACGAAAAGGAUGAUCCCAUAUCAGGGAAUUUGCUGCAUCUGGAGGGCAGUCGGUGGACAAAUCAGCGCAAGAAAUUGAUUCCUACAUUUUCAUCUGGCAAGCUAAGAAUGAUGUGCCCCACAAUUUUGAAAGUUGCCGAUAAUUUGAAGGUCAGCUUCGAACGAUACGUUGCCGAGCGGGAUGAAAUUGAGAUCAAAGAUAUUCUGGCGCGAUUUUCCACGGAUGUGAUCGCAUCUUGUGCCUUCGGAUUGGACUGCAGCAGUUUGUUGGAAGCAGAUGAUGAAUUCCGUCGCAUGGGCACAAAAGUGUUCGAUAUUUCCGGGUGGAAGCUGUUGAAAUUGUUUUUUGUGUUUGCCUUUGGGAAUGUGGCCCGGAGAUGUCAUAUGAAACUGAUAGAUGAAGAUAUUUCGCAGUUUUUCUUCAAGGUUGUGCGAGAAACCAUUGAUUUCCGGAAGAAAAAUCAUGUGCAUCGUAAGGAUUUUCUGAAUCUUCUUAUUCAACUCAAAGACAACGGUGAACUUGAAGGAUCGAAUGAAAAACUUGGAACGCUUACUUUGAAUGAAGUUGUGGCCCAUUCGUUUGUUUUCUUCUUGGGAGGAUUUGAAACGGCUAGUACGACCAUGUCUUAUUGCUUGUAUGAGUUGUCGUUGAACGAAGAAGUGCAAGAGCGUGCAAGGCAGUGUGUGAAGGCGGCUAUUCACAAGUAUGGCGAUCUGAACUAUGAUGCGUUAUUGGAUAUGCCAUAUCUAGAGCAGUGCAUAAAUGAAACCCUUCGGAAGUACCCACCAUCUACUAUCUACCGUAUCGUGACUCAAAACUAUCAUGUUCCUGAUUCGUCAAUAGUUUUCCCGAAAGGCAUGAGCGUCAUGAUUCCUGUGUAUGCCAUUCAUCACGACCCGGAGUUUUGGCCAAGCCCGGAACUGUACGACCCAGAUCGAUUCGCACCGGAAGAAUGCGUCAGCCGCAAUCCCUUGACAUUCAUCCCUUUCGGUGAAGGGCCGCGAAUGUGUGUUGCUGCUCGACUUGGUGUAUUGCAAACAAAGAUCGGACUUGCAACACUGUUAAUGAAUUUCAGAUUUUCAAGAUGCAAAAACUCAACGGAGCCGCUGCAGUAUUCACCGAAGCAUUUCAUUCUGACGCCCGUUGGGGGCCUGAAGAUGAGAGUGGAGAAAAUACAAUAAGAAAUCAUCUAUGUUCAAACUGUUAUAAAUUUUAAGAAAUAAUAAAGUCAAACCAUAA